GGUGUCGAGUGAGGGAGUGAGGGAAGCUUCGUCUGUAUUUACAGCCACUCCCCUUUGCUCACAUUCCCGCCUGAGCUCCGCCUUCUCAGAUGAGCAGCAGCAUUAGAUUCUCAUAGGAGAACGCACCCUGUUGUGAACCGUGCAUGUGAGGGAUCUAGGUUGCGCUGUCCUUAUGAGAAUCUAAUACCUAUUGAUCUGUCACUUUCUCCCAUCACGCUCAGGUGGGACCAUCCAGUUUCAGGAAAACAAGCUUAACACGCCCACUGAUUCGACAUUAUGCUCCUACCUCCCGGCAGCCUCUCCAGGCCCAGAACUUUCUCCAGUCAGCCUCUACAGACCAAGCUCAUGACUCACAAUGGCCUAUUUAGGCCCAUACCCUACGUCACGGCAGUCUCCGCAGAUGAGGCUACUGCCUCACAACAGCCUCCACAGGCACAGCUCCAUCGGAUAUUGGAUAUAUCCAAUAUCCACAGCCCACAGCUUCCUCAAGCCAAGCUCCCCAGGCCCAGGUCAGGCCUCACGGUGGCCUCUCCAGGAUGAGCUCCUGCCCUCCGAUGGCACCUGCAGGCCCCAAAUGGUCUCCGGUCGGUGGGCUCCUCCACGCCAAGCUUGGGCCUCCCGGCGACCUCUGCAGGCCCAAGUUGUCCUGAAGUUGGCAUCUCCCGGCGUGCCUCCCAGCAAGUAAGCAAGCUCUUUUGGCUCAACUCCUGCCCAGCUCCCAACCGCCUUUGUGGGCCCCGAACUUUCUCCAGCCAAGUUCUUCGGGCCUAAUUCCUGCCGCCCGGUGGCCUGUACGGGCCCAGCAAUGGUUGGAGAACAGCCUAUGCAGUCCCCGCUCUUGCCUCCCAGGGGCCUCUCCAGGCCCAGCUCUGACCCCACGGCGGCCUCUCAGGGCCAAGUCCCUGCCUGCCUCCCAGCAGCCCGCGUGCGGCCCAGCUCCUCCCUCACGGUGGCCUGUGAUGCCCAUGCCUCUGGCACCCUGCCCAGAGGCAUGAGCCCCUGCCUCACACCGGCCCCUCCCACGCUGAGAGAGGUCAGCGUGAGCCCUUGCCUCACACCGGCCCCUCCCACGCUGAGAGAGGUCAGCGUGAGCCCCUUGCCUCGCACCGUCCCCUCCCUCGCUGACAGAGGUCAGCCUGAGCCCCUUGCCUCACACCGGCCCCUCCCUCGCUGACAGAGGUCGGCCUGAGCCCCUUGCGUCACACCGGCCCCUCCCACGCUGAGAGAGGUCAGCGUGAGCCCUUGCCUCACACCGGCCCCUCCCACGCUGAGAGAGGUCAGCGUGAGCCCUUGCCUGACACCGGCCCCUCCCACGCUGAGAGAGGUCAGCGUGAGCCCCUUGCCUCACACCGGCCCCUCCCACGCUGAGAGAGGUCAGCGUGAGCCCUUGCCUCACACCGGCCCCUCCCACGCUGAGAGAGGUCAGCGUGAGCCCCUUGCCUCACACCGGCCCCUCCCACGCUGAGAGAGGUCAGCGUGAGCCCUUGCCUCACACCGGCCCCUCCCACGCUGAGAGAGGUCAGCGUGAGCCCCUUGCCUCACACCGGCCCCUCCCACGCUGAGAGAGGUCAGCGUGAGCCCUUGCCUCACACCGGCCCCUCCCACGCUGAGAGACGUCAGCGUGAGCCCCUUGCCUCACACCGGCCCCUCCCUCGCUGACAGAGGUCAGCCUGAGCCCCUUGCGUCACACCGGCCCCUCCCACGCUGAGAGAGGUCAGCGUGAGCCCUUGCCUCACACCGGCCCCUCCCACGCUGAGAGAGGUCAGCGUGAGCCCUUGCCUGACACCGGCCCCUCCCAUGCUGAGAGAGGUCAGCGUGAGCCCCUUGCCUCACACCGGCCCCUCCCACGCUGAGAGAGGUCAGCGUGAGCCCUUGCCUCACACCGGCCCCUCCCACGCUGAGAGAGGUCAGCGUGAGCCCCUUGCCUCAGACCGGCCCCUCCCACGCUGAGAGAGGUCAGCGUGAGCCCUUGCCUCACACAGGCCCCUCCCACGCUGAGAGAGGUCAGCGUGAGCCCCUUGCCUCACACCGGCCCCUCCCACGCUGAGAGAGGUCAGCGUGAGCCCUUGCCUCACACCGGCCCCUCCCACGCUGAGAGAGGUCAGCGUGAGCCCCUUGCCUCACACCGGCCCCUCCCACG
Messenger RNA from Pan troglodytes (chimpanzee), 2140 nucleotides. RefSeq lists its product as uncharacterized. The record is from RefSeq and is a predicted model, not a curated record. Lineage: Eukaryota; Metazoa; Chordata; Mammalia; Primates; Hominidae.